GCCCGCGACGCGCCUGCGCAUAACGACUUCGUGGCAGCGGCGGGCGCGGAGUGAGGAGUCGCGCGGGGUCUCUCUGCCAGUCUGGUAAAGCCCCAAGGCCCUCACCAUGGACUUCCAGCAUCGCCCUGGGGGUAAGACCGGGAGCGGAGGCGUGGCCUCCUCCUCGGAGAGCAAUCGGGACCGCAGGGAGCGCCUCCGGCAGCUGGCCCUGGAGACCAUCGACAUCAACAAGGACCCUUACUUCAUGAAGAACCACCUGGGUUCGUACGAGUGCAAGCUGUGCCUGACCCUGCACAACAACGAGGGCAGUUACCUUGCGCAUACCCAAGGGAAGAAGCAUCAGACCAACUUGGCCCGGCGAGCUGCCAAGGAGGCCAAGGAGGCCCCCGCCCAGCCGGCACCAGAAAAGGUCAAGGUGGAGGUGAAGAAGUUUGUGAAGAUCGGCCGCCCGGGCUACAAAGUGACCAAGCAGAGGGACACGGAGAUGGGCCAGCAGAGCCUCCUUUUCCAGAUCGACUACCCUGAGAUUGCCGAGGGCAUCAUGCCCCGCCACCGCUUCAUGUCCGCCUACGAGCAGAGGAUCGAGCCUCCGGACCGGCGCUGGCAGUACCUGCUGAUGGCUGCUGAGCCCUACGAGACCAUCGCCUUCAAGGUGCCAAGCAGGGAGAUCGAUAAGGCCGAAGGCAAGUUCUGGACUCACUGGAAUCGGGAAACCAAGCAGUUCUUCCUUCAGUUCCACUUCAAGAUGGAGAAGCCACCAGCCCCGCCGAGCCUCCCUGCUGGGCCUCCUGGGGUGAAGAGACCCCCACCGCCCCUGAUGAAUGGUUUGCCCCCUCGGCCACCACUGCCAGAGUCUUUGCCCCCACCACCGCCAGGAGGCCUGCCUCUGCCACCCAUGCCACCCAGUGGGCCUGCUCCCUCAGGGCCUCCGGGCCCUCCCCAGCUGCCCCCACCAGCUCCUGGGGUCCACCCCGCAGCACCAGGGGUCCACCCCCCAACAUCCGGGGUCCACCCUCCAGCACCAGGAGUCCACCCCCCAGCUCCUGGGGUUCACCCCCCAGCACCGGUGGUCCACCCACCAACAUCUGGGGUCCACCCACCUGCUCCUGGCGUCCACCCUCCGGCCCCAGGGGUGCACCCAACAGCUCCGGGAGUCCAUCCUCCUCCAUCUGCUGGGGUUCAUCCCCAGGCCCCAGGGGUGCACCCACCGGCUCCUGCUGUUCAUCCCCAAGCCCCGGGGGUGCACCCACCAGCUCCUGCAGUCCACCCCCAGGCCCCUGGAGUCCACCCUCCAGCUCCUGGGGUCCACCCACCAGCCCCAGGGAUCCACCCCCAGCCUCCUGGGGUCCACCCCCCACCUCCUGGGGUCCACCCUUCAGCUCCUGGGGUCCACCCUCCAGCUCCUGGGGUCCACCCCCAGCCUCCUGGGGUUCACCCCUCAAAUCCUGGGGUGCACCCCCCAACUCCUAUGCCCCCAAUGCUGAGGCCCCCACUGCCCUCCGAAGGCCCUGGGAACAUUCCACCCCCUCCCCCAGCCAACUGAAAAGCAGCUCCUUCUCCAGGCAAGAUUGGUGUCGUGUGUUCUGGUGUUUUCCUUCCGAGCUAAGCCUGGUGCUCUCGUACUGGGCUGUACCGUGUCCCCAGCGCUCAUUAAACACUUCCCCUCGUGA
Molecule: messenger RNA, 1670 nt
Organism: Nyctereutes procyonoides (raccoon dog)
Lineage: Eukaryota; Metazoa; Chordata; Mammalia; Carnivora; Canidae
Gene: SF3A2
Product: splicing factor 3a subunit 2
Exons: 9
Coding region: 107-1543 (478 amino acids)
Biological process (GO): spliceosomal complex assembly
Cellular component (GO): U2-type prespliceosome; nucleus; catalytic step 2 spliceosome
Molecular function (GO): zinc ion binding; nucleic acid binding
Source: RefSeq, a predicted model, not a curated record